UUGCAGCGGAACCGUGUGUUUGUGUGUGCGGAUUGGAAUUUUAAACGGACCUUUUUAUCGUAACUUUUCCUCCUCUGUUCGCCUCUAUACUAUGUGAAAUGAAGCUUCCAACGAUUGCAACACAUGGCACCAUUUUCUGCACGACCGGUACCCACAAGGCAUCGGCAAUUUUCCUCGACCAGGAGCUUGUUAUCACCUCCGGGUUAAUUUUAAGCGAUAACGAGAGCUGCGUCGAGAAGCUGCACAAUGCCCUCCAAAAAAGCCCCAUUGUAGAAUGUGUCAAAACCGGCGAGCUAAGGCAAAUCUCCGAGUUGGAUUUUCGCAUCGUUCAGAAGCACGACAGCGUGUUGCGGGAACGAGGUGCACGCGCUUGUUAUGUGGUGCACUCUCGCCGGGUAAAGGAAUGUAUGGAAACCAUGCUGGAAGGUUUGCAGGUGUGCAUCAAUGGCGACACGAAACCUGUCCGGUCGUAUGCUAGCCUCUUCGCUAGCAUCGUUAUAUUGAGCACAAAUCUUUCGAAGCAUGUGUCGUGGGAGCAGGUGAAAGUAGUGUUCGAAAGACUGCAACCCCCUAGCGGUGGGAUGCUAAAACUGCUAGAUAAUGUGGUAACCGUGUCCACUCCCUUUGGGGACGAAUCGUUCUUCAACACGUGUCACGUAGGCCACGUUUCCAACAUGAUCGGUGAGCAUGGCUGUGUCCUGCUGCUCGACACAUAUCUCAGCUCGGGCUGCCAAGGAGGAGCAGUCUACAGUUCGCACAGGACAAUUCAAGGCAUUCUGAUCGGUGCGUCCUUCAUGUAUCGGAGCGAAAACGUAAGCUUCCCGUUGGCGAUCAAUAUGGAAGAGCUUUCGGGCAUAGUUUUGAACCGAAGAAAUCUCUGCCAAAGCUUAGCCAUGACAUUGCCAAUGCCAGCGUUUCGAUCGGUGUGCAUGAUCGAUUCGCAAGGAUGCUGGGGCACCGGAUGUGCGUUCGAGCUGAACGGUAAACGUUACAUCAUUUCCUGCUCGCACGUGCUUGUAACGGAUAACAUUACAUGCGUGUUUGAGGAUGGCAAAGUAAUGCACCCGAAACUCGUCUACAAAAAUCCCGUCUUCGAUAGUGCGUACGAUAUUGCACUAAUGGAAGCCACCUUCGAGGAAGCGCAAUCGUCGAACUGGUUCUGUCAAUUAGCGAACUACAUUCCACGCAUCGGCCAACGGUUGUAUGCCGUCGGGUUUCCCGUGUUUAAAUCGUUUGCCAGUGAAUCAAACUUUAAACCAAGCAUCAUUCCGGGUCGGGCCACAAAGUACAGCGAGGGUAUUCUGUUCACGGAUUGUUCGAUUCAAUGCGGGCAAAGCGGUGGCCCUAUAUUCGACGAGAAUGGAUUGUUGGUAGCAAUCGCUGUAUCGAACUUUAAAAGCUCGGUAGAUAAUUUAAUUUACAAUUGCCACAACAUGUGCGUUCCGGUGAAAGAUAUUUACAGCAUACUGGAGCACUAUUCCAAAACUUGUGAUAAAACAUCACUCGCAGGCUUGCAAGCAGAUUGGAAUGUGCGUUCGAAGUGGAAACUGAAGGCUCCAGUUAUUUUAAAUAAGCUAUAACGAGGCAUGGUUUAUAAUACACGAAUGGUUGGUUUUUAUAUCGUUAUAAAGGUGGUAAAUGGGACGUAGGCAUACGGUUUUUAACAGGGUUGAUGCACAAUUUAAAUAAAACGAUUUUUUUAUCAAGCAAA
Molecule: messenger RNA, 1711 nt
Organism: Anopheles stephensi (Asian malaria mosquito)
Lineage: Eukaryota; Metazoa; Arthropoda; Insecta; Diptera; Culicidae
Exons: 6
Coding region: 99-1580 (493 amino acids)
Biological process (GO): regulation of fatty acid beta-oxidation; protein processing
Cellular component (GO): peroxisome
Molecular function (GO): serine-type endopeptidase activity
Source: RefSeq, a predicted model, not a curated record